UUUCUCCCUGUCAAUAAUCCUGAAUCCAGACUCUCUCUAUUUCCAUCCCUCUCUAUCUGUCAAUCAGCGCCGCCUUUGAACUGAAAACCACUCCGACCAACUUCAACUCACUCAAUCCGAGCGGCUCGGCUCCUUCUCCGGCUUCCUUUUUCUGCCAAGAUUCCCUUCUUUUUUAGUUUUGUACCAACCGCCAGAGCUUUGGAAAACGCCAGUACAGACCCCAAACUUAAACUCGGACUUUCUAGAUCACCGAGAUCAAGGGUUUAAAACUUUGUGUUUUGCCCCCUUAAAAAAAAAAAAAAAAAAAAAAAAAAAAAAAAAAAAAUUUCUGCUCGGGAAAAAUGCCGCAGCUCAACGGCGGUGGAGGGGACGAUCUGGGUGCAAACGAUGAAAUGAUUGCCUUCAAAGACGAAGGGGAGCAGGAAGAGAAAAUUUCGGAGAACUCCUCGGCAGAAAGGGAUUUAGCAGAUGUCAAAUCUUCUCUCGUAAACGAGUCGGAAACGAAUCAAAACAGCUCGUCGGAUUCAGAGGCGGAAAGACGGCCUCCGCCUAGAUCUGAAACUUUCAGAGACAAAACAAGGGAAAGUUUAGAGGAGGCUGCGAAAAGGCAAGAUGGAGGGCUGUUCAAGAGCCCACCGUACCCGGGCUAUCCGUUUAUAAUGAUCCCCGAUCUCACAAGCCCCUACCUUCCCAAUGGAUCACUUUCUCCAACAGCACGCACAUACCUACAGAUGAAAUGGCCCCUGCUAGAUGUUCAACCAGGAGGUCUUCAAAGUAGACAAGCACUUAAAGAUGCCAGGUCCCCGUCCCCGGCACACAUCGUUGGGCCCUUCUGCUGGGAAUUCCCCGGACAGUCAGAUCUGAGCCUUCACCAAUUUCAUUUGUCUAAUAAGGUUCCAGUGGUACAGCACCCUCACCAUGUGCACCCUCUCACACCUCUGAUCACCUACAGCAAUGAGCACUUCACACCGGGGAACCCCCCACCUCACCUACAGACAGACGUGGAUCCCAAAACAGGUAUUCCAAGGCCUCCACAUCCUCCAGAUAUAUCUCCUUAUUACCCACUGUCACCUGGCACUGUUGGCCAGAUCCCCCAUCCGCUAGGAUGGUUAGUACCACAGCAAGGUCAACCUGUUUAUCCAAUCACAACAGGGGGUUUUAGACACCCCUACCCAACUGCGCUCACUGUCAACGCAUCCAUGUCAAGUCUUCUGUCCUCUAGGUUCCCCCCACACAUGGUGCCCCCUCACCACAGUUUGCACACCACGGGCAUCCCACACCCAGCCAUCGUCACACCCAACGUCAAGCAGGAAUCCUCCCACAGUGACAUCAGCUCUCUCAACAGCUCGAAACAGACAGACGCUAAAAAGGAAGAGGAGAAAAAGAAACAGGUCCACAUAAAGAAGCCUCUGAAUGCCUUCAUGCUCUACAUGAAGGAGAUGCGGGCCAAGGUGGUGGCUGAGUGCACACUGAAGGAAAGUGCCGCCAUCAACCAGAUUCUGGGGCGGAGGUGGCACGCCCUAUCGCGGGAGGAGCAGGCCAAGUACUACGAGCUGGCCAGGAAAGAACGACAGCUCCACAUGCAGCUGUACCCAGGCUGGUCAGCACGAGACAACUAUGGGAAAAGGAAGAAGAGAAAAAGGGAAAAGCAGCAAGCAGAGAGCAAUGAACACAGAGAAUAUUUUCCAAACCCUUGCCUUUCACUCCCUCCGAUUACAGAUGCAAAUACCCCAAAGAAGUGUCGUGCCUUGUUCGGGCUUGACCAGCUGAGUUUAUGGUGCAAACCAUGCAGGUAUAACUGCUGUAGUACCAAUGGGAGGAAGACAUCCACAAUGAGCAGCUUCUUCUCUUUGAUUAUUUGCUCAGAUAUCCCUCUAAAACAUGUUUCCAUCGAUGUGGUAACAGAUGGCAAACUCCUUUGCUCCUUUUCCUUUCUGAGGAGCUUCCUCCUAUAAAUUCCCUCACAGCAAUUUUUCUUCAUUGAACUUGGUUCAAGCCCAGUGGCAGAAAAUGGAUUUCUAAAUAGGAUUACUUACUAUUUUAUCUCAACAAAAUAUCUUUCUGCAAGAUGAUGGUUUCCUAACGUAAUUUGGAAUAACCUUUCUUAGAAUCUGACUUGUUAUGGUUGAAAUCCAUUUUCUCUCCAGGCAGUGGAUAAUUCCCUCCCAUCUUAACUGUCAUGUAUGUUCUAAUUGGCGCCCUUUGAAUAACAAUGUUAUGCUUACAAAUUUAGCCCUGCUUUCUCUGAGGGCCUGCUCAGUGACACUCUUUUCUGUGCCCUCUUCCUCCUCCUUCUCCACCUCUUCUUCCUCCAAACUCCUCUUCAAUAACCCUUACUUAGUCCCUACCUGUUGUCUUUCUGUUCUGACACAAGCAGUCUUUGAAUUGGGAAUAUUUUCAUGGUAGGUAUUUGUUUCUGCUAAGUAAUACCCUUCUCUGUGUCUGGCUUGCACCACACCCUGCCCAACUCUUUCUUGACAUAGCUCUUCAAUACCAACCAUUGCAACACGUUGUUUGUUACUGCUGCUACCCGUUUCAUUUGUAUUGUUUCGAUCGUUUAUAUGGCUAAGCUGGAAAUCAAAGUUUAGUCAGAUGAUUUUUGUAUGUAGCCGCACUUUGCCGUCACAUUAAGAGCUUAUUCUCAGCAGUUUAGAAACCUAUUUCAAAGGACAUUUCAUCACAGUCUAAAAUGUAUUGGAUGUCCAACAGGAAUUUAACAGAUCACCUAUACUUUGGUGUAUUAAAAUUGUCUUUAAAUAUAAGUAGGGCAUCACACUCACCCAGCUCUACACUGUCCGCCAUUAUUUGUGUUCUCACUUGGCUCUCUUAUCUCCCUUCCAGCUGACACACACACAGAAAUACGUCUUUAUUCCUUAAACAACAAAAACAGAUCAUGAGAUCAGGAAACUGGAAAGUGAAAUAAUUCAGUCUUCGUUUUAGGAGCCGAGAGGUUAAAAGUUCUCUCUGGGAUCCAUUUCCUAAAAGAUGCAUCUGGUGUAAUUUCCCCCCGAGACAGAGAAAUCAAUAACAUACACAGGCACAUACUAUGAAUCGAUAUGUCUGUUAAAAAAAUGGAUAUUAGCUCAUUUGUUGCAGUUUGACAGACAGUUAUCGAGAGCAAGAUGUGUAUGUAGUGGCAAAAUGAUACCUUUCUACGUCCAGUCGAUACUCUGCGCCACCCAGUGCUACAGUAUAAGUGUAGAAUGCCCUAAAAGCCUUAUCACCACUCUUUUCUAGACCUUUCUAGUGUUCUAUACUGUCUGGUUUUGUGUGCUUGUACUGUUAAGCUUAUCGGAAAUGCAUGCCUGUCUUUCAUCGUAGCAUGCGACCGAGGUUUCGUGAGCCCCUCUAUGUGUUUUGUUGCUGUCCCUCUCCUCUUUCAUUCUCUCGCUGUUUGUGUUUAUGUAGCAUUUUUCCCCUUCAGAAUUACAGGAAAAGGUUUGAUUUGACAACAGUCUUUCUCUUUCUUUUUAACCUACUCCCUGUCCCUGUGAGUCUUAAAUAUGAAUACUCUUUGGCCUUCAGGCAUCCUUUUGAUAGAAUGGAGAGCUGAGAGAGGGGUCACUGUCAGGGUCAGGGUAAAGAUGAGGUGGGCAGAGAUUCCCCCUUAACCAAAUGUGAACACAGCCCUAGCAGAAGAGUCACCACAGAUAAAUGCAACAAACCCCUACACUCCUUACUCCCUCUUUCCCUCCCCUCCCAUGCUCGCUCAUUGGGUUCCACUGAGCACAAUGGGCCUGGCCCCAGGACUCAGCAGGCAGGGGGAGGGUCCUGACCCCAGGCAGGAAUGUAAGCAUGAUGCCAUGACCCUUCACACACGCACACACACACACACAAACACACACUUGUGUCUGUGGGGCAGAUGCAGGGUAGUGUGGAUCUUGUUGACUUUUUCACCUUGUAUCCAAACUCUGUCCCCUCAGGAGAAGAGUGAGUAGAGCCAGAUAGAGGUAGAGGAGUGAGACAGGUCCAGUAGCCUCAUGUUGCUGGAGAGAACAGGCUGAUCCCCAGAUGUAGCCCUGCCUGUAAGACAGGCUGAGUUUACAUCCAGAGAGCAACCACUACUACACCUAGUCUGCUUCAUUUUAUUCUCUCAUCAUCACCACCAUCUCUGUGUGCUUUCCAUUUCCCUGCUGCUUCCUGUCCAGGUGUUUCACCUGUGAUCUUUCCUUCAUGUCUGUCGUGUCUGAUGGUUUAGUGUUUGGAAACUGUCAUUCCUACCUGUCAUUCAUUCUUCUUAGCACAAUGUCUAUAAAGCUAGUUAAAUGCACCUGCAAAAUAUUAUCUGCGAUCUAAAAGCAGUUUCAAGUAAUGGUUGUCCCUAAUUUAAAAGGCAAAGGUGCAUUUAAGUGAGCGACAGUGCUAAGAGGCAUUGUAGUUUGAAGAUGUGAUGUUAAAAGACGUUCUCUUUCUCUCGCCUUGUCCCUCAGGAGAAAAAAAAAGUGCAUUCGCUACAUCCAAGGUGAAGGCAGCUGUGCCAGUCCUCCCUCUACGGACGGAAGCUUACUAGACUCCCCCCCAUCCUCCCCCUCC
Xiphias gladius (swordfish) is the source of this 4533-nucleotide messenger RNA. It is a transcript of the gene tcf7l2, whose product is annotated as transcription factor 7 like 2. Lineage: Eukaryota; Metazoa; Chordata; Actinopteri; Istiophoriformes; Xiphiidae. The transcript has 14 exons. Gene Ontology annotation, molecular function: RNA polymerase II cis-regulatory region sequence-specific DNA binding; DNA-binding transcription factor activity, RNA polymerase II-specific. The coding region runs from base 342 to 1955 and encodes 537 amino acids. Gene Ontology annotation, biological process: canonical Wnt signaling pathway; regulation of transcription by RNA polymerase II. Gene Ontology annotation, cellular component: beta-catenin-TCF complex; catenin-TCF7L2 complex. The record is from RefSeq and is a predicted model, not a curated record.